This is a messenger RNA of Williopsis jadinii, 1944 nucleotides long. RefSeq names its product IMPDH/GMPR family protein. Gene Ontology annotation, biological process: GTP biosynthetic process. Gene Ontology annotation, cellular component: cytoplasm. Bases 279 to 1847 code for a protein of 522 amino acids. The transcript has 2 exons. The record is from RefSeq and is a predicted model, not a curated record. NCBI's taxonomy places the organism in Eukaryota, Fungi, Ascomycota, Saccharomycetes, Phaffomycetales, Wickerhamomycetaceae. Gene Ontology annotation, molecular function: IMP dehydrogenase activity.
GCGCUAUCUGCCCUCCUGGCCCUGGCGCCCGGCCUGCGGCGCGUACCGGCGGACCGUGGGCCUAACAACUCUCGUGCGGCCGGGCAGAAAGAAAAUUUUUCCCUCUGCCUGCAGCGGUUGCGUGCAGUAUAAAAAAGAUUUGAUGAGCUCUUUUCACUCAUCUUCUACCCAACUUGAGGAGGUUGGAGUUGGGUUCUUCUUUCCUGGCAAUCUGGCAACUGUCCCCAUUUCAGUACCCAACCAACUCUCCGUGAUACAUAUACAACACGCACUACACGAUGGCUUUCAAAGACUGCACCAAGGCUCUUGAGGAGUUGAAGGCUUACAAGGCCAAGGACGGGUUGUCCGUCAGCGAGUUGAUGGACUCUCACGUUAGAGGAGGGUUGACAUACAACGAUUUCCUCGUUUUGCCAGGAAAGAUCGACUUCCCAUCUUCUGCCGUCUCCUUGGAGUCCAAACUCACCAAGAACAUCACGCUGAAGACCCCAUUUGUCUCGUCUCCUAUGGAUACCGUCACUGAGGCUGAGAUGGCCAUCCACAUGGCGUUGCUCGGUGGUAUUGGUAUCAUCCACCACAACUCGUCUGCUGAGGACCAGGCGGAGAUGGUGAAGAGAGUCAAGAGAUACGAGAACGGUUUCAUCAACGAGCCGGUCGUGUUGUCUCCAGAGGCAACCAUUGGCGAGGCAAAGGCCUUGAAGCAAGAGUUGGGAUUUGCUGGUUUCCCAGUUACUGAGGAUGGUAAGUUCCCAGGUAAGCUCAUUGGUAUCGUCACCUCUCGUGAUAUCCAGUUUGUUGAAGACGUCACUGCUAAGGUCUCCGAGGUUAUGACUACCGAAUUGGUCACUGCCCACAAGGGUAUCAACUUGACUGAUGCCAAUGAAAUCUUGAGAAAGUCCAAGAAGGGUAAACUCCCAAUCGUUGAUGACAACGGCACCUUGGUUUCUCUCUUGUCAAGAACUGACUUGCAGAAGAACUUGAACUAUCCAAACGCUUCCAAGUCUGCCACCACCAAGCAAUUGCUCUGUGGUGCUGCUAUUGGUACUUUGGAUGCUGACAGAGAACGUUUGGCCUUGCUUGUCCAGGCUGGUUUGGACGUUGUUGUCUUGGACUCAUCCCAAGGUAACUCUGUCUUCCAGUUGAACAUGAUCAAGUGGAUCAAGGAGACUUACCCACAAUUGGAUGUCAUUGCAGGUAACGUUGUUACCCGUGAACAAGCUGCCUCUUUGAUCGCUGCUGGUGCCGAUGGUUUGAGAAUCGGUAUGGGUUCUGGUUCCAUCUGUAUCACUCAAGAGGUUAUGGCUUGUGGUAGACCACAAGGUACUGCCGUGUACAACGUUACCCAAUUCGCCAACCAAUUCGGUGUUCCAUGUAUCGCUGAUGGUGGUGUCCAAAACAUUGGUCACAUCACCAAGGCCAUCACCUUGGGUGCUUCCUGUGUCAUGAUGGGCUCCAUGCUUGCUGGUACCACCGAAUCCCCAGGUGACUACUUCUACCGUGACGGUAAGCGUCUCAAGACCUACAGAGGUAUGGGUUCUAUUGAUGCUAUGCAAAAGACCGAUGUCAAGGGGAAUGCAUCCACUUCUAGAUACUUUUCUGAAUCUGAUGCUGUCUUUGUUGCUCAAGGUGUCUCUGGUUCCGUCGUUGACAAGGGUUCCAUCAAGAAGUACAUUCCAUACUUGUACAACGGUUUGCAACACUCUUGUCAAGACAUUGGUGUCAAGUCCGUCUUGGAGUUGAGAGAGAAGUCCGACUCCGGUGAAGUUAGAUUCGAGUAUAGAACUCCUUCUGCCCAAUUGGAAGGUGGUGUCCACAACUUGCACUCUUAUGAAAAGCGUUUGUUCAACUAAGCUUAGGUUGUUGGAAAAGUCCCUUGUGUGUCAUUGGAGAUGUCCUCUUUAAUGAUGUACGAUUUUUAAUUUAAUUGCAUGCUGAUUUCUAUACGGA